This is a messenger RNA of Monopterus albus (swamp eel), 997 nucleotides long. It is a transcript of the gene tmem220, whose product is annotated as transmembrane protein 220. The transcript is spliced from 6 exons. The record is from RefSeq and is a predicted model, not a curated record. Lineage: Eukaryota; Metazoa; Chordata; Actinopteri; Synbranchiformes; Synbranchidae. Bases 227 to 742 code for a protein of 171 amino acids.
UUGUAGCCUAUAGCGCGCCUGGGUCAUAAUGACAUUAAACUGUCAUUUGUAGUUCAUAUCCAAAUACGUCAGUGCACCGCAAGCAUGACCGUAAGGCUGGCGUAGUGAAUAUCAAACAUACCCUCACUGUUUAAUCGGACUGGAAGGACGAGGGUCAGUGCGUCUGCUCUGUGACGUCUUUACGUCCUGUACGUGUGAGCGGGGAAGUGAAAGGUUAUAAACAACAAUGGGAGAAGUUUGUAAGGAUAAAAUUACUAAAUCAUGGCUCUUUGUUAUUUGGCAAGUCUGCAACGUUUUAAUGUCUUUAUUCUUCGCUCUUGCAACAUAUGUGCAGAUCAAUGAUCCCGACGCAGGGUUAUGGAUGGUUGGUUAUGGUGUCCCUGCAGUCCUAUGUGCACUGAUUGGCUUGAAACCCCAUUUUACAGAGAGUUUGCCCUGGAGGCGAGUUGCUGAUCUACAUGUGAUGAUUUCCAGUGCUUUUAUUGCCAUGUUGGGGUGGACACUUUAUAAAGAGCGGGUCACACAGAUCUUCCAACAGGAGGAGGGCAGAGAGUUUUCUGGUCUCCUGUUGACAGUUGUUUGGCUCCUCCUGUGUCGCCACUCUGGAAGAGCUCCUGUCGGGAUGCUGAGAGUCUCAACAGCUGUUGCCAUCACAUUCUUCCCAUUUGUGGUCUGGCUUUACUACUACAUCAACAAGGAACUGAGAGAGAACUGGCCUUCACAUUGUAAAACUGCUAUUUAGAUAUCCACUUGUUGCCUUUUUUGGCUGAUUAAUCAUUCCUAUUGUUGCAUGCUUUGACAGAAAAUCCUGGGCCAAGAAUGCAGCAACACUGUAAUUUCACUGAAUACAAACAUACGACAGCUAAGAAGCAUUUAAAAUGUAUUUUCCAUCCAGUGUUUACCCACAAAUUGUAUUGCACAAGUAUUACAAACUCAGUCUUUUUCCUUGAAGUUCAAUUAAAUGUGUAGUCUUGGACUUGUAAAAAUGAAGAGUUAA